Auanema sp. JU1783 is the source of this 924-nucleotide messenger RNA. The record is from the annotation of a GenBank genome assembly. Lineage: Eukaryota; Metazoa; Nematoda; Chromadorea; Rhabditida; Rhabditidae.
AUGGCAGAAAUCUUCCGUCGUUUCUUCGCUCCGAAGAAAAAGGUCUUAACACGAAAAGAUUCCGUAACUGGUCGAAAUAAGACAUUUCCAGUUCCAUACUUAUCACGUUUGGAAGGAAACCAAUUACAAGCCGGCCAAUCAUUAGUUGUCCGUGGAUAUGUAACAGGGAACGACGAGUUCUUAAUAAACUUAACAUCCGGCCCUUGUGUUGAAAUUGAAAACGAUAAUGACCAACUGGAUAAUCGUCUCCUCAGCUUCCGAGCCAAUAUUUCAAAGAAAAAAUUGUUUCUAAACGGCUGCGUUAAUGGCGAAUGGGGAAAAGAAGUUGCUUUCCGACACAGAUGGAAAGAAGGCGAUGAGUUCGAUAUUCGCAUCCGAUGUGCUGAGGAUGUCUUUACCGUCUAUGUUGAACACAAACUCAUUGCAACUUUCGCUCAUUAUCUGCCAAUCAACAACAUCUCUCACAUCUACGUGAAUGGAGAUAUCCAGUUGUAUACUGUAGCAUGGGAAGGCAAAUUUUAUCAAGUGCCUUAUACAGCUGAAAUACCUGGAAAUCUAUUCUGUGGAAGGAAACUAUACAUCUCAGGAACAGUUAUCAAGACAGCCAAGCAAUUCACCAUUGACUUCAUGUCUGGCAAUGAUGUCGCUUUCCGUUUGAAUCCAAAUUUCAAGGAUAAGAAAAUCUAUCGGAAUUCUCGAAUCGAGAACAAAUGGGGGACAGAGGAGAAACUCGGCGAUGGCAUGAAGUUCCCAAUGCAAAAGAAGAAAACGUUUGACCUAUUGAUUUUCGUGGAAGAUCAAAAGUUUACUGUUCUGGUAAACGACUGCUACUAUUGUUCGUUCGAACAUCGAUUACCCGUCCACACAAUCAAUAAGCUCACCGUAGAAGGUGACGUUGAAGUUUUUGGUGUCCACAUCAAGUAG